UUUCGUAAGGAUUAUUUCAAACUAGUGUACUGGGAAAAAGAUGGCACUAUAUAAGGGAGCUGCCAGUGAAGCUGGCCGAGCCAUGCAGUUGAAAAAGAAAAGAGAAAAGGCACUGGAAGAACUAGAACAUCAAAAGAAGAAAAUUGAAGAAGAAUUGAAACUUUCUAACAUUGGAAACAAGUUUGCUUCUCACUAUGAUGCAGUUGAACAACAACUAAAGUCCAGUACCAUAGGAUUGGUUACAUUAGAUCAGAUGAGAGCAAGACAAGAAGAUGUUGUAAAGGAGAGAGAACGCCAACUUGCGCAAAAGCAAAAAGAAAAGGAGUUUUUGAGACAGCAAGAGAUUGAGGCAAAAAGGCGUAAAAAAGAACAACAGAAAAGACAAAUUGCUUCUCUGUCAUUUAAAAUAGAUGAAAAUGAGGAGGAAGAUGACGAGGAGGAGGAGGAGGAAAGUAUUGAUGACCAUGUGCAGAUCUUAACAGAUGAAGAUAGCCAGGAAUCAAAGACAAAUGACGAAACAGAUGAGCCAGUGGUAAAGAAGAAAAAGAUUGGCAAGAAUCCAAAUGUAGAUACUAGUUUUUUGCCUGAUAAAGAGAGAGAAGAAGAAGAACAGCGAUUGAGGGAGGAACUGAGGCAGCAAUGGGAAGAAAAACAGCAGAAACUUAAGAGUGAAGAAAUCCUGAUUACCUUCAGCUACUGGGAUGGUUCUGGUCACCGUCGUAGUGUAAAGAUGAAGAAAGGAAACAGCAUCUACCAAUUCCUUCAAAAAUGCCUGGAAUUGUUGAGAAAGGAGUUUAACGAGCUUCGAGCAGUUAUGGCAGAUCAACUGAUGUAUGUCAAAGAAGAUUUAAUUAUUCCUCAUCAUUAUACCUUCUAUGACUUUAUAGUGACUAAAGCUCGAGGAAAGAGUGGACCUCUAUUCAGCUUUGAUGUUCAUGAUGAUAUCCGACUUGUUAGUGAUGCCACUGUAGAAAAAGAUGAGUCACAUGCAGGUAAAGUUCUGUUGCGAAGCUGGUAUGAGCGCAACAAACACAUAUUCCCUGCAUCACGCUGGGAACCAUAUGACCCAACAAAGAACUAUGAAAAAUACUCUAUAUCUGAUAAAAAGAAGUGAUGUUGAGUUGAACAACAUAACUAUUGUAGUAAGCCAUUAGGAAGUGGGAAUUUUUAGCAGUACAUUUUUGUUAUUUUUACAGAUUCUGACUUAAGAAAUAUAAGACAUUUCGAUGUUAAACUUUAGUGUCUUUUUUUUUUAUUCUGCAUGUGCAAAGUUUUAAAUGUAUAUAUUUUUUGUGUAAUAUGUUGUACCGUGACUGUUGAAAGAAAUCAAUAAGUUCACUAAGGGCUGAAAAAUCAUUAACAGCGAGAUACCCAACUGAUGACCUAAGGCAAGUGGUUAUAGAAACAUUUAAUGAUUUGCCUGUUACUGACAUUAAGAGUAAUUAUUAAUGAUGAUUUUUUGGAACCUUUAUGAUUUAAGUUAUUACAUAAUUGAUACAGAAAUAUAUUUUGUGAAAAUGUAAUUGAUAUACAAGUUCAAGAUGCCUUUUGUUGUAUUUAAAACAAUUCACCAUUUGUUAUAAAACUUUAUACUAAUUUGUGUUUUGUAUCUUCUAAUACUUUCCAAGAAAUAGAGAUGGAGAAUGUAAAUGUGGUAAUUUUGUUCUAUAUUUAAGAACUAUGCAUUGCAUUGACUUAUUUUGAUACAUAUCUUAGUAAUUGAUGUGUUCGAAGGAAAACGAAGUUUGAUAAUAAAUAAGAUUACGACACUUA
Messenger RNA from Limulus polyphemus (Atlantic horseshoe crab), 1773 nucleotides. Its product is annotated as protein FAM50 homolog. Lineage: Eukaryota; Metazoa; Arthropoda; Merostomata; Xiphosura; Limulidae. Gene Ontology annotation, biological process: chromatin organization. The record is from RefSeq and is a predicted model, not a curated record. Gene Ontology annotation, cellular component: nucleus.